Molecule: messenger RNA, 1287 nt
Organism: Argentina anserina (silverweed cinquefoil)
Lineage: Eukaryota; Viridiplantae; Streptophyta; Magnoliopsida; Rosales; Rosaceae
Product: 2-alkenal reductase (NADP(+)-dependent)
Exons: 6
Coding region: 141-1175 (344 amino acids)
Molecular function (GO): oxidoreductase activity, acting on the CH-CH group of donors, NAD or NADP as acceptor
Source: RefSeq, a predicted model, not a curated record
CAAGUUCUUCCCGACCAAUCAACCCAUACUUUAUAUAACCCACCCAAUGGGCAAAGAUUUUCUCUUCUUCUUACGAUGGUUGGUAUGGUUCAUGGUAACGGACGUACCACGUGGAUGUGCUACGCUACGAAAGCAUAGCAAUGGAAGCAGAGAACAAGCAAGUGAUCUUCAAGGGGUUCAUAAAGGGCACUCCGAAGGAGACAGACUUGCAAGUGAUGGCUGGAACUAGAAUCCAGCUCAAGGCUCCUAAAGGCUCGGGAGCUUUCCUGGUCAAGAAUCUCUACCUCUCUUGUGAUCCCUACAUGAGGGGACGUAUGCGUGAUUUUCGUGAUUCCUAUAUUCCCCCAUUUGUUCCAGGCCAGCCAAUUGAAGGUUUUGGUGUCUCCAAAGUUGUAGAUUCUGAUAAUACGAGUUUCAAGCCUGGCGACUUGGUCUCUGGAAUGACCAGAUGGGAAGAAUACAGCUUGAUUCGUAGAACUGAGCAGUUGAGAAAAAUUAAGCAAGAUGAUGACAUCCCUCUAUCAUUCCGUUUGGGUCUUCUUGGUAUGCCGGGUUUUACUGCAUAUGCCGGAUUCAAUGAGGUCUGCUCUCCUAAGAAAGGGGAAUAUGUUUUAGUUUCUGCUGCUUCUGGAGCCGUUGGUCAGCUUGUUGGUCAGCUUGCUAAGUUGCUUGGCUGUUACGUAGUUGGAAGUUGUGGUUCAAGCCAAAAGGUUGAUCUUUUAAGGAAUAAGCUUGGUUUUGAUGAUGCUUUUAACUACAAGGAAGAGCCGGACCUUGAUGCAGCUCUGAAGAGGUACUUUCCUCAAGGCAUCGACAUUUACUUUGAUAAUGUAGGGGGAGAAAUGCUUGAUGCAGCGCUUGUCAACAUGAGAAUUCAUGGUCGAAUUGCUGUUUGUGGGAUGGUGUCUGAAAAAGAUCUAUCUGAUCCUCGAGGGAUCCACAAUUUAUACAAUCUCAUAACAAAGCGCAUCAAAAUGCAAGGAUUUCUGCAAAGUGAUUACUUGCACUUGUACCCUCGUUUCUUGGAGGAUGUUAUAAGCCUCUAUAAGCAAGGCAAGAUUGUUUACAUUGAAGACAUGAAUGAAGGCUUGGAAAGUGCUCCAUCUGCUUUUGUCGGGUUAUUCUCGGGAAGAAAUGUUGGCAAGCAAGUCAUUCGUGUAGCAACAUAUGAAUGAACGUUUAACUUUUUGAUGAGUCCGGGAGUAGUGCAGUACACAUGUUUAAUCCCAUGCUUGUAUUGAUAUUAAUAUAUGAGGAGUAAGCGUUCAUUCUAUAAUAAUAAAGGAG